UUAGACUAUUAUUCUUCCCACAAUGGGGAUGGGGACAAUCCCAACUGUGAAGAACUGCUCUCAUCGCAGAACACUGUUCAUUCUGACACACUCACGGUGUAUGAAGAGGAGUUUCUGCGGCUCGUCCAAGUUGAUCCGAAGACCUGUGGCGCAUGAACACAUCAGUGAGCAGGGUGUUAGCCUGACAGUCUCUUUGACCUUGUGUUUGGAACGAAAGCAACAGCGCGUCAGGGUGUUCGUGCUCAGACACACGGGAAUUUAAAGGGAAACAAUAUUGGCGUAGAUACGGUCGAUGACUUACUUUGGCAGAGCUGCCUAAACGGCCGCAAUAAUAAGGAUUCAUCAGCUUUGACAGGGAGAGUGCUGCACCGUGGGCCGCCAUCUUGAGUUUUCUGCGGAGACGAGGAGGAGGAGUCAUUCUUGAAAUAUUUUUACGUCAUAGUUUUUAAAACGGUUGGCAGGAUAUUGAAUUAUGUCAGAAAUGUGGCACCCGCAUAUGUUUCCCAUACCUGAGUAAAAAUGUAUUUUCUGAAAACGUGAGUUGUGCUGACGCAUGCGCAGCUCGUCCUGGCUGGGCGUGACCAAUAUUUCCGGAAGGACCCAAACUGAUCGAUCCAGUGGACCAGGACGGGAACUCUGGCGCUUUCAUUGACUGCGAUCUCACUUAUGGAGGCUUAGACUUUCAUUCGUCUGUCUUCGUCCAUCCGCCAUGAAGAACCACCGCGAGUUCGUGUAGUCCAUCAAAGAAGCGCGACUUGUCGUCCAUCGAUCAGAAACUUGUGGCCCAGGCCCGGUUCUCCGGAUACAUGAGGUGGCUGACUGUGUGAAUCAUGAGGUUAACAGGGCCCCUGCGAGCUGUGGCUGCUCUUCUGUUGGUGGGACUCACGUGGCUGCUGGCCAGCGCCCUGUUCGGUGGAGACAGCGGCUCGUCGGUGCGGAGCUUCUUCAUUGCUAAACAUGCAGAACCAACACCAGCUGAAAUUCGACCUCGCAGAUACAAAUGUGGACUUUCGGCUCCCUGCCCGCCCAAACACUUGGCCUUCCGCCUGGUGUCCGGAGCCGCCAACGUCAUCGGACCCAAAAUCUGUCUGGAGGACAAGAUGUUGAUGAGCAGCGUGAAGAACAACGUGGGCAGAGGACUGAACAUCGCUCUGGUCAACGGGGUCACCGGCGAGCUCCUGGAGACGAGGGCCUUCGACAUGUGGGCCGGAGAUGUCACAGACCUGCUGCAGUUCCUGCGACCGCUGUACGAAGGGACACUCGUCUUCGUGGCUUCUUUCGACGACGCAGCCACCAAGAUGAACGACGAGGUGAGGCGGUUGUUCGAGGACCUGGGCAGCACGGCGGUGAAGGAGCUGGCGUUCCGGGACAGCUGGGUGUUUGUUGGCGCUAAAGGCAUCGAGAACAAAAGCCCGUUCGAGCAGCGAAUGAAGAACAGCAAAUCCAGCAACAAGUACGAAGGCUGGCCCGAGUCCCUGGAGAUGGAUGGCUGCAUUCCUCUUCGCCCCCCUCUGGACGCCUAGACCUGCCGUCAGUGCACCUGGAGGAGCGGUGGGAUCCACAUGUGCAAGACCAUCGCCUCUGCUCUCACUCCUGGACCUCUGUGUGUGGACUCGCUUUGUUUUCAUGUGGAAAUGGAGACGAAGAGCAAUGUUUUGGGAAGGUUGAGGAGAAACUCAAGAGACCAAAUGUUUGACCAAAGUAAAACACCAGUGCGGCGGGAGUACAGGCCACUGGAUCCACCAAGGUUUUCCUAGGAAACGGAUCCAUUUCCUCUCAACGGGAGACCAGAGGAGGCUUCCACGGAGCGAGAGUCUUCCUCUCUGCAUGCGCCGUCCUCCUCAGACCUUCUGCUUUUACCACGCAGCGGCUCUAAAGACAGGUUUUAUAUUUAAAUACAGUAAUAUAUUUUCCAACUAUGUAACUGUUGUGUGUUCGGUUUGACUCCCAGCUGCUUGCUCUUCGGGCCGUGUUUACAGAUCGUCCUCGAAACAUAGUUACUUAUUUAUUUCAACGCUUUCAAGGUCAGUUCUGUUUGCUGCGUGUGCUUUUUCCUGUGAAGGUUCCGUGUGUCUUGAAUGUAUCCCUCUGAAAGAUCAGCUUGGAGACUUUUUUGAGAUAAAUAAACUGGUUUGCUAAG
Molecule: messenger RNA, 2140 nt
Organism: Synchiropus splendidus (mandarinfish)
Lineage: Eukaryota; Metazoa; Chordata; Actinopteri; Syngnathiformes; Callionymidae
Gene: fam3a
Product: FAM3 metabolism regulating signaling molecule A
Exons: 10
Coding region: 831-1523 (230 amino acids)
Source: RefSeq, a predicted model, not a curated record